UAAGAAAAUAUCAAUAACAAUUAAUGUUAGUGCGCUGCUUUGGUGACAUUUUAUUAAUUGCUUUGUGUUGGAUUAACAUCAUUUAGACAAGCGGAUGUUUUCCGGUCACGCAAUUGUUCAAAGCUCGCUCUAAAUGACAUAAUAGUCGCUGAACUUUGUUACGAUGUUAUAAAUUGAAAAAUUAGAUCUUUCUGUUUGUGAUUGUGAUGUAGAAAUAUCAGGAACUGAUUUGAUUGCAAACAGCCAGUCGGUAGCAAUUCGCUUAGCGUGAGAGAUGAAUAGCACAGAAUGGACAAAUGGACAACAAAGACAGGAAAUACCAACAUUGAAGGACUUGAAUAGUGAGGAACUAAACAAACUGAUACCAACUGUGAUCUAUUUGUCAAUCAUAUCACUGACUGGAAUUGUUGGAAACAGUUUAGUUAUUCAUAUUUACAGGACUAAAUUCACAUUCUCGAACGUACAGUGUUUCGUCCUAAGUAUGGCGGCGGUAGAUUUGUGUUCUUGCUGUGUGGCAAUCCCACUCGAGAUAGUUACUGUGCUCGACCAAUAUACAUUUGAACUGGAAUGGCUUUGCAAACUGGCGCGAGUUAUAAACGGUGUAUGUACAAAUUCGUCCACAUUCCUGCUAAUUUUCAUAGCAAUAGAUCGGUUCCGGAAGAUAUGGAAACCGUUUGGGUGGCAAAUCAAGGCAGUUGUUGCAAAAUGUCUAUGUUUUUCGUCGGUUAUUCUUGCAAUGUCUAUUUCAUGGCCUGCCAUAAUCGUUUAUGGACAGGAAACAUUUGACAUUCCAGAAUACAAUUUGACCGGAAGUGAAUGUGGAACUGACGAUGAAGUAAAAGAAACGUCAUUUCCGUUUUUAUAUACUGUUGCACUUGCUGUUUUGUUUAUAGCUGGUGUAGUUUUAUUGUUGAUUUUAUACUGUAUGAUAGGACACAAGGUAAGAGGCCAUGUCCACAACUUGAAUGAAGGUCUUGGGAGAAGCCGACCACAAGUGUAUAUUCAAAGGCAAGCGUGCGCAAGGAAAACAACUUUUAUUAUGUUUCUUGUAACGCUGGCGUUCGUUCUCAGUUUCCUCCCACAUCUUAUUGUGAGGGAGUUUAAGAGCAUAUUUGUUGACGGCUCUUCGACUGGAAGUAAAGCUGUGUACAGGAUCCUGACACGGUCCUAUUUCUUGAAUUGUGCAGUCAAUCCAAUUAUAUACAGCAUUUUCGACUCACGUUUCCGACGUGCGUGUAAAAGGAAACAUUCAGGACAUGAUAUAAGAUCGUAUGAUCACUCUGAAAAUCUUCAUACGCCCAAAACGUAACAUGUGUAGUUAAAAAUAUCAUGCCAUCCAUUCUAAAGCUGUUAAAUUCAAACAAAGAUUGUUAGUUUUGCGGCAACAAGUCCCACCAAUUGAAUUUGAUUCAUGAUAUACAGUAAUAACUUUCUUUGUUGUGUCUUUUGCUGACAGUUAGUUCAAUGGAUUAAUUCAAUAAUCGUUUAAAUAUUUGAUUUUUGUUGUGAUUUCACGUCAUAUAUACAGUAAAAGGAAGAUGGACAAAGUCAUGUAAAAAUCGAAUAUGAGAAUGGUUCAAGUACUCUUUCCUCUCACACUGUGUUUUAAUUUCAAAUUCGGGUUGAAAUAGUCAUAUCCUGGUGGUUCGUACACUGCCAUAUUUUUCGUUUGGUAUAUCACCCUUGAAGUUACUAUCACAAGUAUAUUGUUAGUUUUAUUAUUUCA
Messenger RNA from Mercenaria mercenaria, 1726 nucleotides. RefSeq names its product neuropeptides capa receptor-like. The record is from RefSeq and is a predicted model, not a curated record. NCBI's taxonomy places the organism in Eukaryota, Metazoa, Mollusca, Bivalvia, Venerida, Veneridae. Gene Ontology annotation, biological process: G protein-coupled receptor signaling pathway. Bases 275 to 1309 code for a protein of 344 amino acids. Gene Ontology annotation, molecular function: G protein-coupled receptor activity. Gene Ontology annotation, cellular component: plasma membrane. The transcript is spliced from 2 exons.